Molecule: messenger RNA, 4544 nt
Organism: Salarias fasciatus (jewelled blenny)
Lineage: Eukaryota; Metazoa; Chordata; Actinopteri; Blenniiformes; Blenniidae
Product: CMP-N-acetylneuraminate-beta-galactosamide-alpha-2,3-sialyltransferase 1-like
Exons: 7
Coding region: 189-1223 (344 amino acids)
Biological process (GO): sialylation
Cellular component (GO): membrane
Molecular function (GO): beta-galactoside (CMP) alpha-2,3-sialyltransferase activity
Source: RefSeq, a predicted model, not a curated record
CGUAGAAGUGAAGUCUUGCGCGGACCGUGCGCUCUGGCCACUCCUCUCUGCGCCGCGGGCGCUCAGGUGAGGCUCCCGGCAGGCAGCGCGAGGCGGCGGAGCGGCGCGGCGCACGCGGAUCAGCCUCCCUCCGGUCACUCAGCGACGGAUCAGACAGGGUGGAGCUGUGUGCCGAUGAAGCGUCCACCAUGAUGCCAAGAGUGAAGGUCUUCCUCAUCCUGCUGUGUCUCACUGGGAUCGGAGUACUUUUCAGAACAUAUUCUGUCUUUUCCCUCAACUGGUUCCAGAAGCCGAACGGGGACCGUUCGUAUGGUUACACCCCCUUGUGGGCAGACUCCACAAAGCUCCAAAAUCAGUCCCAUGUGACUCCAGUACCCAAGAACCAAAGCUUGUGUUCUUGUGUGAAAUGUUUAACAGAGGACAAACAGCUGCGUGAGCAUCGCUUGGUUUUUAUCCAACCUUUUUUGUCAAAAGCGUACAGUCUCUCAGAGGGUAAUUUUAAUUGGUGGAAGCGCCUGCAGCUUGAAAGAUGCAGCUAUAACACUUAUCAAGCCACAGUGAAGAGUCUGUUUGAGAUGUUUCCGCCCGAUCCAGACCUUGUAAAACCUCGUCCGGACCACUGCAGGACAUGUGCCGUUGUGGGAAACUCUCAUAAUUUGAAGGGAGCGCGUUAUGGAAAGCUGAUAGAUUCACAAGACGUUGUCAUAAGAAUGAACUUCGGUCCGACAAAAGGCUACGAAGAAGACACGGGAACCAAAACGACUCAUCGAGCACUGUAUCCAGAGAGCGCUGCGGAUUUAGGGAGUACGACUCACCUUGUGCUGUUUCCCUUCAAGUUGCUGGAUCUCCAGUGGCUCAUGAAGGCUCUCUCAACAGGGUUCGUUGGAAGGUCAUAUGCACCCAUCAGAGCAAAGAUUCAAGCCAACAAGACCUUGGUGAUGGUUGUCAACCCAGCUUUUAUGAGGUACGUCCAUGACUACUGGCUGGACAAGAAGGGGAGUUACCCAUCCACCGGCUUCAUGACUCUGGCCCUGGCUCUGCACAUGUGCGAUGAGGUCCACGUGUUCGGUUUUGGAGCGGACAGCGAAGGGAACUGGUCUCAUUACUGGCAGGCGCUGAAAAACAGCCAGUCGGUCAACGGGGUGCAUCCUGCACGACACGAAUACGAUGCGAUUCAGCGGUUAUCUCAGCAAGCUAGAAUCCAGUUGUAUAAAGGCGUGUGAUUAUGCUUGUUUUAUUUAAAGAAUUCAGGAUUCAGACGGAAAAAUGAGAUGACAGCGAGGCCGAAAGUCUGAAAGCUUCCAAUAAGUCAAAUCGUCACUACUCCCAAAAAUAAUGCCAUUUUGUAUGAUAGGUGGCAGUAGUGAGUCACCAUUUUUAAUUCUGGUCAGAGUUUAGUUUUAGAUCCAAGAGAUCCGAUCUCAGGUUUGUUUACUUUUUAAUUGAGUCAGGAGAGAAUAAAUGCUGGAAGCACAAGAGUUGAAGGCCGGUAAAGGUGCAAAUUUAAAUACCCAUGCCAACAGCCAUUUGGUAUGGAUAUUGUUGGCAAAUAUCAAAAUAUUGUUGAUUUUGUUUUAAAAAAUCUUUUUUAUUUAAAAACUCUCCAGCUGCAGUGCCACAACUUGCCAGCAGAGGCACUCAUGCUGAAAGCUCAGGCUUAAUGGCAGCAUCUCGCAUGCAGCUCAGUGAGUUGCUGAGAGGUGGUUUGGAAAUGAGAGUUAAACUUGAACCUAGUGAGACUCUGCAAAACUAUGAUGAGAGGCAUACAGCCAGUCUGUAAAUGUUCUCUUUCUGCAUUGUUUUGGGUUCAUUUAUUGUUGUUGAUUUUUUGAUCAGAGAUUGCUCUUUUGCGAUGUGGGCACUGCACUGAAUGUGUUUGUGUGUGUGUGUGUGUGUGUGUGUGUGUGUGUGUGUGUGUGUGUGUGUGUGUGUGUGUGUGUGGUGUGUGUGUGUGUGUGUGUGUGUGUGUGUGUGUGUGUGGGAAGUAGGUCCGGCCAUGACCAAUCCGGCACCCUUGGCAAGAUUGUAGGUGGCGACCCCCCCCUUGCAUUGCCAGCAUAUACUGUAUACAUACAAGAAACUUGAUAGCUUUGUCUUUGACAAUUUGUUUUAUUUAAAGAAAGCAAAAUCCCAGUCACCAUAGUCAUCAAGAUAUGGAUCAUCUUUGUGUUCUUGUGUUAGAUAAAUGCAAAAGAUGAAAUGGAUGAAAUUUAUUUCCUAUUUAUGCUUCUGGUGUGGCGGCGCCCCCUGAUGGACGGCACCCUGAGCAGCUGCCUAUACUGCCUAUGCCACCGUCGGCUCUGGUUUUGAGUUGUGACUGUAUAUUUAGGAAGAAGGGGAUUUUUGAGAGGUGGGUUUGAUGUCCAUCAUUGUGAAUGAACUAUUGGUAUGAAACAAGCCAGAUUUGUACUUUUCUGCAGCCUGAAUGCUGCGGAGAGGCCUUCUCAGGUGGAGUUGACAGCUUUAGCUCUGUUUUUGCAUAAUCAGGUUAAUCCAGUAGAGACCAGAACUGUGAAGGAUCUAUUUCUGGCUGGAAACAGACAAAAAAAAAAAAAAUCCUUAAAAGUUAAUAUAUAUUUUUAAAUGCAAAUGUAUAAAUUACCAAAGAUGAAAAUCCUGAAGUUCUGGUGACUCCAGAAAUCCAGAUGUGGUUGCAAAGUCCUCUUGAUUUUAAGGGGUAUAUUGUUAUUUAUUUAUUUAUUUUCAUUUUUAAUCAUGCAUCUUUUGUGGUGAUAAACUGGCAACUGGAAGUCAGAAACUGUACAAAUGAAGUGACAGCAAACCACCAAACACCUGGAGAUCGUGUGGGAACCCAAAGAGUUUGGAGGAACUCAUCAUCAGAGAAUAGAACAAAGACAGUGCGAUGCACAUACAUGAGUUGUGUCACGAGGCUCCUUGAUUUCCUUCAGUCGCAUGGACAACUCCGAGCUCUGCUCAUCUCUUCCCGGUGGCUUGAUGGGACCCAGAUGGGCUCUUUAGCCUUUUCUUCAGGAUAAUCUUAGAGGCUCUUCAAGGAAAACCUUUGUGAACCACUGCUCUCAGUCUUCUCUAUAUGUAAUUUGUGAUUUUGUAAGCAGAUGCUGUAUCUCCAUUCUGUAAGUAUGUCUGUGGCAGGAAAAGACAGAACAAAUUCAAACAGACAGCGCAGCCUCAAUGUUUUUUUUUUUUGUUUGUUUUGUUUUUGUUUUAAACAGAUGAGUCAUCUACAGAUUUGUUGAUAUUUAUGUCUUUAUGGUUUGUGUUCUUGGUGCACUGUUGUGAAUUGUUUUAUUAUUAUUCCUCUGCCCGCUGAUGAUGCUGCUUACUAAUUGUACCCUGUGGCGCCUCCAGAAACUUUUUAAUAGGGGUGGCCAGAUGGGGAUACUUAGAAUCUUGGGGUGGCACGCCAAAAAUAAAAGCCCAAAAUUCAGGACAUAAUUAAACUGCUGUAGUAAACCGGCCAGUAGAAAACCAUCAAGACUUAAGGAAAUCCCUACGAUAUUACUUUGGUUUAUUGCGUUAUUUUUAAUAUUACUAAUGAUCUGAUGUGCACAAAAUAAUAAUGCUACAGUUAACAUUUUGAGUUCCACAACAGCUAUGUUUUAUUGCGUAAUGUAUAUAUAAGGCAUGGGGGUAGAUUUAUUGUAAACAAAACAACUACUGAAGAGAAACAGAUACUGGCAUUUUUAAAUAAAAGCAAGUACAGAAACAAUCAUAUCUUCCUUCAUGUAACAAGAAUUUCCCAACAGGGAUCAAUAUUCUGAUUUUGACUACCACGCCAUACAUUAUAUGUAAGAAAAACACAUCUUUGCUUAAUGUAAUACAAAAAAACUAAAAUCAAUUUCUGUUCCGAAAAGAUUUUCAGACAAGGAAAAUUUAAUUUUCAUUAUUAAGGCCACACAGUCACAAUUUCACCUGUUGGUCCAGGAACACGUCGAACAACUGCUGUUGUUGAGUCCUGCCUGACUUCUGUCUCUGUGCCUGGCUGUGUCCUGCUCUGUUUCUUCCUCUACUCCAUCCUCCUCCUCCUCACUGAGUCUCAGAUGCUCUCCUGUCGCCUCUUUCUUCUUAAAAUAAGAAGAGAUAUCUGUGAACUUUAGCUUCAUUGUCUGAAAAUGAUUGACAUAACAUACACAAGCAGUAGCUAACGUUAGCUAUGUGACGGCGAAACAAAAUCUGUGAAAGAGCUGCUGUAACAGGUGCUGAAACAGUAGUAUUUAGCACGUAAAAAGCACAUGUUACGACGCAUCCCCCCUCCUUUUAUUUUAGUAAAAAAUAUUUUGACUUAUUUACUUACUGGUGUAUUUACAAGAAGUGGUCACGUGCACAUUGCUGUGGGAGCAUGCAACAGUGGCCGGGUGCGGGGGCGGGGGUGGCGGACUUUGAGAGACAGCAGAUCAAGAGCGGCUUGCCUGGCCGGCUGUGCAUUUGGGAUUAUAUGCAGAACUGACACUACUACAAUCGAUGCGGGGCACUGGGGUGGCCAGUGGGGUGACCAGUACAUUUACAGGUGGGGUUGCCAUCCCUUGAUUGUUUGUACCGUCAAUAAAAUUGAUUCUACUGUG